AUGCCUCCCAGAGUCAGUAGACGCACUACCCGCCUCUCAAGCCGGGAACCCGAGCAACAAUCUACGAAUGAGCCGCAGAAUACGUUAGUGAGGCCUCAUUUACCGGCUCUUCAAGGGACUCCAAGUACACGGAGACAGUACACAUAUGGCUCUGCUGCUGAACCACCGCCAAAAGUGGGAGCUGGUCUGCAGCGCAUGGAUUUGGGCAGUGCCGUUAAUCAAGCCCUUGCUAACGACAUCGAGGAUGAGGAAGAAUUUGUUAGGCCAGCAAAGUCAAGGCCAGCAUCCGCAAGGGCAGAUGACGCAGGCCCAUCAAGAGACAAUACAUCACGCCCAGUAACAGGCACUGUUCAGCAAUUAGCGACUGAGAGAGAUGAUGAUAGCUCACGAAGCUUUGGCUUGGAAAGUGAAUACUACGAAGAUGCAACAAUAGGAUCGGUGCCACCUUCGGCAGCAAGUACUGAAAGGCAACUUGCUGCCUCCAACCUAAACCCUCGAGCUCAACGAGAUGCGUCUGUACAGCGCGGCCUACAGCCAUCUCGUCUAAGCCAGCAACUCAAUUUUGAGCCGCAGCCCAGUAGAUCGAGAGAAACCCAGCAAACGUCACUCCAAGUCCCGAGACAAACACGGCAGCAAUCGCGUGAACUAGAAGAAGACGAGCCGGCAAAGAGGGCUGCGCCUACUGGCCGAAGUAGGACUUCGAUCAACACACCAGCCGCAAACAAAACCAGACAAAGCCAGCCCCGGCCUCAAAACCCUCUGUUGGAAGAUAGCGAACAGAGUGAAAGCUCUGCUGAAAGCGACCAAGAAGAUAUUGAAAGCGACACCCGAUAUGGAGGCAACGCGAGAAAGGCACGCACUAUCACAAAGAAAACUUCUACACGUACAGCCAACACAAACCGUCGACAGACAGCACAACAGCUAUCUCGACAGGCUGCUCCUGAGAGGAGAGAUCAAAGAACAAGCGGGGGCCAGAGCCUUUUUUCUACACCUGGAAGGACUCUUUCACAAUCAAGCGCGUUUGAAAAGGCUCGCCAGAUUCCCCGUGAUCCACAAGAGCGUGUUUGGGACAUUCAGCGAGAGAUUCAAGAAACAGAGGACCAAAUUGCUCGUGAACGAGCCGAGAGAGCCGAGAGAGAACGAGCGCCCCCAAUAGAGCCGUGGCGUCGAUGGUAUCGGGAACAGAUUGCUUGGUUAUCAACACUCUGGCCAUUCAGCUUGAUCUGGAGACGGCACGGAGACGAUGACUUUGAUGAUUUUGACGAUGACCAAUACAACAAUGGUGGCCCUACGGAUUGGUGGAAGUUACUAAACCCCAUGACAUAUCUACAGUCUGUGGUAUGGUUGGUCGAUAAAAUUAUGGAUCAUUUCGUCAACUUUCUUGACAGAUUAUCUGGUGUUCAAAUCCGAGGUUCUCAGAUUGAAGGAGUUGUCUAUACUGUCCUCAUGGUCGGUGUUAGCUUACUUUUGGGAGUCUUCCUCUUUUCAGGCAUGGGAGCUGUGAAACCAUCUCUACCGAGCAUGCCAUCCUUUGGCUUAGGUGAUUUCCAUAUCCCGAACCCUUCUGGCUUUGUCCACAACGUCGGAGAUAUGAUACCAUCGUUCUCAAUGCCCUCAUGGCCUUCCUGGAGUAGAGAUGACGAUGAGCCUGAUGUCUUUGCAAACAUUCCCAUUGACAACAUUCAAGAUGAAGUCAAAAAAGCAGUAAAAAAGCUGACGUCAAAGCUCAGUGACCAGAAGAAAAGCCUCGAGAAGCUGGAAGCGAAACUCCCUCAAUUCAUCACCAUGGAAACCGUCAAUGGAAAACCAGCUAUUCCCCAACAGUUCUACCACGGUCUUCAAGAUUAUCUUAAAGAGAGUGGAAGCUUUUUGAACAUGAAAAAGAACCGUGGAAACUACGAGAUCUCCACGGAAAAGCAAUGGAAGGCCAUUGUGACUGGACUCGGUAAAGACAAAGAUUUCCAGUCGAAGCUCACAAAAGAGGUCGACCGCGGCAUUGAGGAGAAGCUGCCUACUUUCUGGGACAAAUGGUUCAAGAAUAACAACAAGGUUCUCGAACCGCUCGUUGAAAAGGCAAUGGCCAAGACAAAGGCUGCUGGGUCAGGAGCUGCAUUUGACAAGAAAGUCGCCCAGAUUGUGAAUGAACAACUCGGCAAGCAGAACCAGACUGUUGUUACGCGAAGCGAAUUCAUAAAGCACCUUGGGAAUGAACUGGUGGCCCAUCGAACAACAGUUCAAGCCGAGCUCCAAGAGUUAAAGUCGGAUAUGUUGACUCAUAUUCAAGAGUCGAUCCGUACUGCACAGUUGAUGGCCCCCCAGGGAACAUCGGACGCUGAGAUGAGGAAGCUCAUCAAAGAGAUCGUUGUCCAGACUAUAUCCGAUGAAGUCCUCGGAGUUGGCGCCAAGGCAAAGAUCCAUGAAGAUUGGAACACACGUCUCAGGCACCAGGUCAACUUCUUUGCGGUUGGCGCCGGGGCUACCAUUGAUAACUCUCUCACGACAAGUGUGUGGGAUCCAUGGAAGAAGGGCGUCGCUAAGACAGAAGCCUUGAAGCGCGGCAUCUCUGGCAUACGUCCUCUCCCUGCCGCGGCAGCUCUUCACCCUUGGCAAGAUGAAGGAGACUGUUUUUGCUCAGUCCACGACAUCGAUGGUAGCGGACGAUACCACGGUGCCAGAAUCUCCGUUCACCUUGGCCAUCUGGUUGUUCCCACUGAUAUCGUCAUCGAACACAUUAAUAAAAACGCCACGACAGAUCCACUGGCUCGGCCGCGACAGAUAGAAGUCUUUGCUAGAUUCGAAGAUAAAAUGGAGCGUGAUCAAGUGUUUGCUAUAACAUCCAACUGGUUCAGAGACGACACCACAAAUCGGAACGUGUCUGUUCCCCUAUCCGACCAAUUCGUCAAGAUCAGCGAUUUUGAAUACGUUGGAAACGAGCUAAACGACGGCGUGCACGUACAGCACAUCAAAGAUCAGUUCUCCAACCUCGGAAUCGGCACAGAUCAGAUCGUCGUUCGAUCGAUGGGCAAUUACGGCGCGCCGGACCAUACGUGCUUCUAUCGUAUUCGAUUAUUUGGAAACCUGGUGGAAUAG
Fusarium musae is the source of this 3090-nucleotide messenger RNA. RefSeq lists its product as uncharacterized. The coding region runs from base 1 to 3090 and encodes 1029 amino acids. The transcript has 2 exons. The record is from RefSeq and is a predicted model, not a curated record. Gene Ontology annotation, molecular function: protein-membrane adaptor activity. Gene Ontology annotation, cellular component: meiotic nuclear membrane microtubule tethering complex; nuclear envelope. NCBI's taxonomy places the organism in Eukaryota, Fungi, Ascomycota, Sordariomycetes, Hypocreales, Nectriaceae. Gene Ontology annotation, biological process: nuclear envelope organization.